AUGGAAUGGCUAAAUUCACUUUUGUCAUCAAAGAAUGCAAAAUCUGUGAUUAACUCAGAAGACGAGUGUGAUCCACAAGCUUGUUAUGAUAGCUUUAAGGAACAUUGGCAUCAAGUCUACAAAAUAUUUAACAGAGUUCAGCAAUUACCUACCCACGAUGAUGUCCUGGGUGUUGUUAACCACUUGGAACAAAUGGCUACUUUAUUAUUAUAUGAUAUGAAACGAAAUGAUAAAGUAUAUAUUUGUCAAUCAUCUUCUAGAUGUCUGGAACAUCUACUUUCUGAAAAUAUCUUAGAUAAAUUGUUUGAAUGGAGCACAAAAUCUGGAAGAUAUAUUAAUGCUAUAAGGUGUGAACAGUUAAAACUCUAUCAAAUGCUGAUAACUCAAUCAAGGCAUGUUUUAUUGUUACAUGAAUCAUUUUUACAUCCUUUGAUCAAACUUUUAUGUUCAUGUGAAGAAGAAGUGUUUUCACCAGAAGUUGAGAGGCUCUUAGUAGAUUUAAUAAACCAGUUAAGCACUCUCCUUAUGCAACAUGUUGAAUUUAUAGAUUUAUUUUUUCAGGAAGUGAAGAAAGUUCAAAGCUUCAUCAUAUUUUCUUUAUUAAUACCAUUUGUACAUAGAGAAAACUCAACAGGAAUGAAAGCACGCGAUGCUCUCUUGCUUUGUAUGUCACUGUCAAAAAAGAAUAAAAAAGUAGUUACGUAUAUUGCAGAAAAUUCUAAUUUUUCACUUUUACUGGCGUCUGGUUUAAGUGGACUGUAUUCUGUGUUACCAAAUAUUUUAGAUGAUAUUUUAGUACCUGACUGGCAUAGAUUUACCCCUGACGAUGUUAACGAAAUAAAAGGACUUUUAACAUUUGUGACAUCUUUGGAAUUCAGUAAUGCCGUAGCACAAGUAGCCCAUCCGUUAUUAAGGAAACAACUUCAGGAGUUCUUAUAUAGAGGAUUUUUGAUACCAGUAUUAGGACCAGCAUUAUUACAAAAUAAUGUUUGUGAGCAAGUAGCUGCCACAGCUUAUUUAGAAUUGAUUUUGAGAACCAUAACAGACACCGGAUUACUCCAUUCAUUUCUCCAGUUUUUAUUAAAUGUUGAUUUUGAUGGUCAUAAAUUAUUAGAUAUAUUAAUACAACGACUGAAAUCUGAAAAUAGUCAGUUAUGCCUAGUCUCUCUCGCCAUGUUUGAAUCAAUGGUUGAUCUAAACUGUGAAGAUCUAAUGUUGGAAUUAGUUUUUAAGCAUUUGAAACCUUGCUUGCAUCUGAUGUUAUCCCAAAGAAAGAUGCUGUUACCCUUAGACCCCUAUUGUCAAAGUUUUGAAAAACUUCUGACUCUAGCUCCAAGAAGUUGCCAGUUUGUAGAAUUUUCCAAAGAUGUUUAUGAUAAUAAUAACCACUGGUAUGCGGUGAAAAACAAACAGAGUCUAUAUGGUAAAUAUUUUCCAUAUUUAUGUGAUGCUAGGAAUAGGAUAACACAUUGUCAAAUGUCAUGUAUAGUUUGGAAUAACCUUUAUACAGGCGAAGAUGAAAGUUUUGAUAAUUCGCUGGGUUCGUCCGUAGACCGAAGUUUAAGUUUUAUAUCCGACGAAUAUAAAAACGAAGAAUACUGGAAAAGACCAAUAAAUAAUAAAAGAGAAAUAACAGAAACUCCGACAAUUACAGAUAUUGACCAGUCAGGGGCGUCUGCAGGACCAUUUCUUACAAUCCUAAUGGAUAAAUUAAAAAACUUUGUAUCAAACUCAUUUUACAUUAAUCUUCAUUUGACUGGUUUAAUAUCUAGACUUGCCGCUUACCCUCAGCCACUACUUAGAGCAUAUUUAUUAGACUGUAGUUUAGUUCUACAACCCAACGUGCCAUCUGUGUUUGAAAUUAUUGGAAUACUGAAACAACAAGUAGAUGAUUAUCUUUGUCAACAACCGAAUUGUGUACAGUUAAUUAAAUUUGCGAGAAACGUCCUUAUAGACCGAGAAAUAAUGUUAGUGAAUCAAAGAAAACACAAUAUAGAACAACAAAACUUUCAAAAUUUAGAAAUAGAACCUUUCCAAAGAAAUAGUCCAAAACGAAGAAGCCUUGGUAUUUCACCCAUUAGCAGUUUUUUUGGAAGGCGUCCAAGUCAAGUUGACGGAAAUAGUCAAGUAAUUUUAACUCCAGAAGAAGUUCAAUUUAAUAAAGUGUAUCAAAAAUUUAACAAAGACCAACAUGUAGCACUGUGUGCAGUAUUGCUUGAUGAAUGGGUGAAAGAAUUAUCUGCUCUUGCUCAAGAACACACUGUUGCACAUUUUGCAAAUCUUUUAAAGUAA
Molecule: messenger RNA, 2292 nt
Organism: Diabrotica balteata
Lineage: Eukaryota; Metazoa; Arthropoda; Insecta; Coleoptera; Chrysomelidae
Source: the annotation of a GenBank genome assembly